Messenger RNA from Salarias fasciatus (jewelled blenny), 4061 nucleotides. RefSeq names its product protein bicaudal D homolog 1-like. The transcript has 11 exons. Gene Ontology annotation, biological process: protein localization to organelle; microtubule anchoring at microtubule organizing center; positive regulation of receptor-mediated endocytosis. Gene Ontology annotation, cellular component: cytosol; Golgi apparatus. Gene Ontology annotation, molecular function: dynein intermediate chain binding; dynein complex binding; cytoskeletal adaptor activity. NCBI's taxonomy places the organism in Eukaryota, Metazoa, Chordata, Actinopteri, Blenniiformes, Blenniidae. The record is from RefSeq and is a predicted model, not a curated record. The coding region runs from base 34 to 3444 and encodes 1136 amino acids.
GACGCAGGGAGGAGGAGGCGGAGGAGCGGGGCGAUGGCCGCCGGAGGAGGAGCGGGAUGCGGGGACACGGUGGAGCAGUGCCGGGCCGAGGUGGAGCGCCUGAGCCGGGAGCUGGCCGAGGCCAACCGGGAGAAGGUGCGGGCGGCGGAGUGCGGGCUGGUGGUGCUGGAGGAGAACCAGAGCCUGAAGCAGCAGUACGCCGAGCUGGAGGCCGAGCAGGAGGCGCUGAGGAUGGAGCUGGAGCAGCUGCAGGAGGCCUUCGGCCAGGCCUACUCCACCCAGCGCAAGGUGGCGGAGGACGGAGAGACCAACGAGGAGACGCUGCUGCAGGAGUCCGCCUCCAAAGAGGCCUACUACAUGGGCCGGCUGCUGGAGCUGCAGGCGGAGCUGAAGCACAGCCGGGCCGGCGCCUCCACCCUCCAGGCCGACAACCGCCACCUGAGCACGCUGCUGCAGGAGCUCCGCGAGCAGAGUAACGAGAUGCUGGAGCUGCAGAGGAGCCGGGUCCGGGAGGAGGUCCGGGACUACAAGUUCAGGGAGGCCCGCCUGCUGCAGGACUACAGCGAGCUGGAGGACGAGAACAUCUCCCUGCAGAAGCUGGUGUCCACGCUCAAACAGAACCAGGUGGAGUACGAAGGCCUGAAGCAUGAGAUCAAGGUGCUGGAGGAGGAGGCGGAGGUGCUGAGGGUGCAGCUGCAGGACGCGCUGCGCCUGAAGGAGAUGUCGGACGCUCAGCUGGAGGAGGCGCUGGAGUCGCUGAAGAGCCAGCGGGAGCAGAAGACCCUCCUCCGCCGGGAGCUGCUCCACCACCUCAGCAUGUGUGACGUAGCAUUCACCGGCAGCGCGCACCUCGUCUUCUCCUCCGCCCCGCCCAGCGGCGCCGCCACCCCCACCACCCUGCUGUCGCCCAGCACCGAGGAUCCCGGCAGGUGUAACGGUCACCUGCAGGGCGGCGUGGCGCUGGCGUCCAGGACCAACGGAGAGUCUGGACGGAAACCCGAGGGGGGGUCCACCUCAGACCUGUACAGUGAGAUGAACAUGCCGGAGAUCCAGAAGCUGAAACAGCAGCUGCUGAUGGUGGAGCGUGAGAAGGCGGCCCUGCUCAGCAGCCUGCAGGAGUCUCAGACUCAGCUGCAGCACACCCAGGGCGCCCUGACGGAGCAGCACCAGAAGGCCCUCCAGCUCAGCCACAAGGUGUCGGCCCUGCGCCGCCUCAACAGGGCCGACCGGGAGGCCGGGGCCGGGGGCGGGGCCACGUCCUCGCCGCCGGACGCCCAGACCCUCGAGGAGCUGGACAGAGAGGAAGAGGAGGCCGAGGAGGAAGGAGACAUGCAGGACAACCAAAGCCAGGUCUUUUCAUACCAGACUCCAGGGCUGGAGAUCCUGCAGUGCAAGUACCGGGUGGCUGUGACGGAGGUGGUGGAGCUGAAGGCGGAGAUGAAGGCCCUCCGAGAGAGGCUGGCUCAGUGUGGAGACGCCGCGGCGGAGGACAAGCCCCGCAGGAACAGUCAGGUCCACAGGCUGGAGAGACAGAUGGCGUCUCUGGAGAGGAGCUGCAAGGAGGGCAAGGAGAAGGUCUCUGCUCUGGCGGCGGAGCUACAGGCGGCGCAGGCGGCGGCCAGCGAGAGCCAGGGGGCGCUGAGCGCCGCUCAGGACGAGCUGGUGACCCUGAGCGAGGAGCUGGCUCAGCUCUACCGCCACGUCUGCCUGUGCAACAACGAGACCCCCAACCGAGUCAUGCUGGACUACUACAGACAGGGCCGGGGGCUCCGGGGCCUCAGCGCCAGUCUCAAAGCCAUGUCCUCGGACAACAGCAAAGUUCUCCUCACGCCCCGCCUGGCCCGGCGCCUGGCGGCCGUCACCUCGGCGGCCUCCACCCCCGGCGAGUCCCGGAGCCCGUCGGAGUCUCCGUCCAAAGAGCCCCUCUCCGGGGGGGCGGGGAGAGAGGAGGGGGAGGCUCUCCAGGUCCCGUCGGAGCAGGGCCUCCUGCCCUGCACGCCUCCCAGCCGCUCGCCCAGCAUCAGUGCCUCUUCGUCAUCCUCCUCAUCCUCGUCCCCCGCCAUGGAGCCGGCCGGAGAGCUGCGCAGGGAGCCGCUCAACAUCCACAACCUCAACGCCAUCAUCAGAGACCAGGUGAAGCACCUCCAGCGGGCGGUGGACCGGUCCCUGCAGCUGUCCCGGCAGAGGGCCGCCGCCCGCGAGCUGGCCCCCCUGCUGGACAAGGACAAGGACGGCUGCAUGGAGGAGAUCCUCAAGCUGAAGUCUCUGCUGAGCACCAAGCGGGAGCAGGUCGCCACGCUGAGGCUGGUGCUGAAGGCCAACAAGCAGACAGCCGAGGUGGCUCUCUCCAACCUGAAGAGUAAGUACGAGGCGGAGAAGUCCAUGGUGACCGACGCCAUGACCAAGCUCCGCAACGAGCUGAAGGCCCUGAAGGAGGACGCCGCCACCUUCUCCUCCCUGAGAGCCAUGUUCGCCUCAAGGUGUGAUGAGUACGUGACGCAGCUGGACGAGAUGCAGCGGCAGCUGGCGGCGGCGGAGGACGAGAAGAAGACGCUGAACUCGCUGCUGCGGAUGGCCAUCCAGCAGAAGCUGGCGCUCACACAGCGCCUGGAGGACCUGGCCUUCGACCAGGAGCAGACCCACCGGACCAGGGGGGGCAGGCUGGCCCGGGGCAAAUCCACCACCCCCAAAGUGAGUCCCCCCGGCUCGGGUUCGGCCUCCGCCCUGGCCCAGGCGCCCGGCAGCCUGCCCAGUCCCUCGUCGGUGGUCCUGGACCCCCCCGGCCCCCUCAGCCCCUCCACGGCCGCUCUGGCCUCGGCGCUCACCUCCCCCACGUCGCUCCUGCCCCCCCGUAGUCCGUCGUCGCCCUCCGUCAGCUCGCUGGCCGGCCCCCAGGCGCCGGAGCACCCCCCCUCUCUGGAGGCGCCCCUGUCCCCGUCCAGGCAGACCCCCCCCUCCACCCCCCUGAGGAUGGCCCACUCCCAGUGGACCCUCGGGGUGCGGACGUUUGUGGUGGACUCCCACAGCUUCAGUGUUAACAUCUCUCCGGCCUCGCCCCGCCCCCCUGCCACCACCGCCCCCCCCGGCGCCAGGCCCGCCCCGCCGGGCUCCGCCCCCUCCUCGCCGUACCGCUCCCCCCUGCAGGGCCUGCGGCGCUCCACGUGGAGCUCGUCGCCCCGGACCCGGCCCCUGUCCAGCAUGGCUCGCUCCUCGCUGCUCCACGCCCCGCCCUCCUCCUCCCUGUACUCCUCCUACUCCCCCUCCCCCGCCCACAGCCACGCCUCCUCCUUCUCCCCCUCCCCCGCCCACAGCCACGCCUCCUCCUACUACAGCUCCUCCUCCAGCUCCUACCUCAGCCCCGCCUCCUCCGCCCCCUACAGCCACUCCACCCACUACACGCCCCUCUACCCCAGGUACUACAGCUCCUACCGGCCGCGGGAGUGACUCCCGCCGGCCCCGGCCCCGCCCCCGCCCCCCCGCCGUCCUGGAGACGGGCUCUUGGGACAGAGAGGACGGCUCCAGGGUGUCCUGUCCCCCACCUCCAGGUUUCCUGUGCCUACGCCUCGCUGGGUUCUGAAUGUUCACGGACUUCGCUCAGGGAUUCCACACAAAGGAGCACAACGUGGCCCCGCCUUCCUUUAUUCCGAGACUGCUGAUUGGAGGACGUCAACGGAGACUUUUUACUGAGAGUUUUUAAAGUUUAGGUUCUUCAGGUUGAGACGACACGUGCAUGAAGUUCGAACACGAGACGGACGCUCACGACAUUCAUCCUGUGUACCGACGUAAUGUAACACUGCUAUACUGUAUACACACACACACACACACACACACACACUGUAGACCACACACCUCCUGCGCUGAUACUCCUCACUGAUACUCCGAUUCCAACAUGAAGGAACAGAAACACUCAAGAUCUCCUUCCUGGUUCAGCCUUGAACUGAAGAAGACUCGUUAAAAAAAGGUUUCAAAUAAACCUCAGCUGGAAAUCUGCGUUUAAAAAAUCCAUUUCAGAUCUGAGUCUUCAACAGCCACAUUUUAACAUCAGGACUCAUUUCAGUCAU